Molecule: messenger RNA, 3521 nt
Organism: Silurus meridionalis
Lineage: Eukaryota; Metazoa; Chordata; Actinopteri; Siluriformes; Siluridae
Gene: pfkfb2b
Product: 6-phosphofructo-2-kinase/fructose-2,6-biphosphatase 2b
Exons: 17
Coding region: 243-1841 (532 amino acids)
Biological process (GO): fructose metabolic process; fructose 2,6-bisphosphate metabolic process
Cellular component (GO): cytosol
Molecular function (GO): 6-phosphofructo-2-kinase activity; ATP binding; fructose-2,6-bisphosphate 2-phosphatase activity
Source: RefSeq, a predicted model, not a curated record
GGGGCAUCGCGUUGCCUCGGAAGGUCGUCAAAGCCGGUCAGUGGGCGCGCGCGCGCGCGCGGAGGUGCUGCAAGGACGACAAUCCCACCCUUGCGGUCAGCGCGUGAUAUCGUUGAAGAGAACAUAAAAAACCUCCUGAAAUCAGACAGCGACGAAACCUGGUCCUCAGUAAUACUCCUGCGGGUGCAAGUGCAUGUGAUCAUAAAGCGUACGGAGCCUGGACCUGUGGAAGAACCUGCAGUAUGUGUGAUGAAGCCAAGAGAGCAGAGCCUAGGGCCAACGGGAAGCAAUGCUCAUGGGCAUCUUACAUGACCAACUCACCAACUCUGAUUGUCAUGAUCGGCCUCCCUGCCCGAGGCAAGACCUACAUGUCAAAGAAGCUCACGCGUUAUCUUAACUGGAUCGGCGUUCCGACUAAAGUAUUUAAUCUGGGGGUCUACAGAAGAGAGGCAGUGAAAGCAUACAAGUCCUAUGAUUUUUUUAGACAUGACAACGAAGAGGCCAUGAAAAUAAGGAAGAAGUGUGCAUUGGUAGCACUGCAAGAUGUGAAGGCUUAUCUAAACGAAGAAGGAGGACAAAUUGCAGUAUUUGAUGCUACCAAUACAACCCGAGAGAGGCGUGAUCUCAUCCUGAGUUUUGUAAAGGAGAAUGCGUACAAGGUCUUUUUUGUUGAAUCCGUCUGCGAUGACCCGGAUGUUAUCGCUGCGAAUAUUUUGGAAGUGAAGGUGUCUAGUCCAGAUUACCCAGAAAGUCACAGAGAACGAGUCAUGGACGACUUCCUGAAACGUAUCGAGUGCUACAAAGUCACUUACCAACCCCUGGAUCCGGAUGAUUAUGACAAAGAUCUGUCCUUCAUUAAAGUAAUGAACGUAGGCCGUCGUUUCCUGGUGAAUCGCAUACAGGACUACAUCCAGAGCAAGAUCGUCUACUACCUCAUGAACAUCCGUGUGCACUCCCACUGUAUCUACCUGUGCCGGCAUGGCGAGAGUGACCACAACAUUCAGGGCCGCAUCGGGGGCGACUCCGAGCUCUCACCCCGUGGCAAGCAGUUUGCGAAAUCUCUGCGUGGGUUUAUCGAGGAGCAUGGCUUGUCAGAUCUGAAAGUCUGGACCAGCCAACUGAGAAGAUCCAUUCAGACGGCUGAGGCUCUGGGAGUGCCGUAUGAACAGUGGAAGAUCCUGAAUGAGAUUGAUGCGGGUGUGUGUGAGGAGAUGACCUACGAGAUGAUUCAAAACUCGUUCCCGGAAGAGUUUGCACUUCGAGACCAGGACAAGUAUCAUUACAGAUACCCAGGAGGAGAGUCGUAUCAGGAUCUGGUCCAGCGUCUGGAGCCGGUGAUUAUGGAACUAGAGAGACAGGGAAAUGUUCUGGUCAUCUGCCACCAAGCUGUCAUGAGAUGCCUUUUGGCUUAUUUUCUGGACAAGAACGCAGAUGAUCUCCCGUAUUUAAAGUGUCCCCUACACACCGUUCUGAAACUCACCCCUGUUGCUUACGGCUGCAAAGUGGAAUUCUUUAAUCUGAAUGUGGAGGCUGUGAACACACACCGAGACAGACCAUUAGGGCAAGCUCGGAGGACUCCGGCCCCCCUCCUGCUUCGGCGGAAUAGUUACACCCCUCUGUCCAGUCUGGACCAGGUCAAACGUCCGCGUCUGUACAGCGCCGGAAACCGGCCCUGGCUGCCGCUCGCGCCCUCCCCCUCAGCCCUGCACUUCUCUGAUACUCCUGAAGGGGCGCUGCUGCACAGCCAACUUCGAGUAUCAGGCAGUUUCCUGAAUCCUUGUGUGAAGGAAUCGUCUUUGAAAGCGCAGAAGACGGCGAUGACAGUUUCCGCUUCUGAGUAGUCUCGGACCCUCGGACAAACCUCGAGUCGACGCACAGCUUCGGUCUAGCACCAUGUAUAUAAGCACUAUAUAAAUCCUGCUUUAUUGAUGACUGCACUAGAUUCACCGUUAACCCACUACACUACGUUCGAGAGCGCCUGAUGUUUUGCAUGUGCACUUUGAAAAAGUUGCACAUUUAGAAGCCAAGCUAUAACGCUCCUCAGUUAGCAUGUGUAGGAGCUCGCAAUCUGAUAUUUCCAACAAGGAUGUGAUCAUUUAGCCAUGAAUAAGUGGUCAAAGGCCACAUGUGAUUAUUUAUGUUAAAAUUUUUGGAAUUUAAAACUGGGUGUAUGUCUUUCCUGUGGGUGUUCCAAUUUUUUAUUAGAUUUUUUUUUUUUCUUUCUACUUAAUUUAGAUUUCUUUCUGGAAUGAAACAAUAGACUUUUAACCAAAGAUGUUCUAUAAUGAUAUAUUGAGAAAUGUUAAAUAAGUCAUAUGGUGAUCGCAUGAUUGAGGGUGGUGUUUAUCUGAUUGAUCUGUUUUUCAAAAUGGCAUUUAUUUAUUUAUUUUAGUCUUCAUGACACUGAAUUAAAGAAAGGCAACACAUUUUUUUUUAUUUUUUAUCUGCAUUAUAGAAUAACUUAAAUGAUUGAAUUAGCAAACACACAGAAAGGAUGCCUGGAAGGCAUGUUAAUGACAAAUAGGAACAUUAAGAACCUUUUUUUAAUUAAGAAUUGACUUUGUCAGUAAAUCAAAGAGGCGUUUUCACUCCUCAUACAAUAUCAAUAAAAAUAAAGAAGAAAUGAAAAAACUUAUAAUGAUAGAAAAUAUAGCUGAUGUAUAGUGAAAUAACUUCUGGAAUAUAUUGGAAUAACAUCCAAGAAUGUUCUUUUAAUGAUUAGAUUAUUGUGUAAUUUUAUGACUUCUAAUGAAUGGCAUAUGUAAAAAGGUGUAUCAUUUGUAUAAGCUAUAAAACUAGCUAUAGCUGGCUGCAACAAGAAAGAAGUGCUGUAGAUCAAGUUAUGUAUCUGUACAUGCACAUAGUAUGUAGAGAGGGACACAUUACCUCUGUUUAACAUCUCGUUUGUCUUUAAUAUCUGCCAUAAAUGUCACCUCAAGCAUGAAAUCACAUAUUUCUGUGAUCUCGCUUACAAUCUGUCUCUCUUUAAUGCUGAAAAUUCAGGCUUUAAAUGAAGAGAGAUUUUUAUACAGCUCCAAAUCCAAAGCACACACAAAUAGUUCUCUCAAACUGGAUUCAUUAAUUUAUAUCGAGGAUGCAGUCAUGAGAUAUUAUUAUUAUAAUUAUUAUUUUUUUAUUUCAUUUGUUUUAUCUUUUGUUUUACAGGCAUGUCUUUGCAGAAAUGGGAUUAAGAUAGGAAAUCAGCUGGGCCUUGUGGUCAUGUAGUUCUACCUUUAUUUAUACAUUAAUGUCUAGUGUAGAUAUAUUAUUGUAAGUCGGCUGCAUGUAUCGUUUUCCGUGUACUGUAAAAUAUGUUUGAGUUGUUGCACAAAACACAAUGGUGCUCAGUGCCAAAGCGGAAGAAAAACAAAAAGUCCCAACAAUCCUAUCCUCAUCCUCACACAAAGCGUCAGUAUAAAAUCUUGUUAAUUUGUUGUUUAAAAAUAAAUUGUGUAUGUUUUCUGUCCUUUCUGCCAUUCAGUUGUUUGCUCUUUAUGUCCAAUAAAAGGUUUAGGUCUGCA